CGUUUCACAGUUUACACUGACCAAGCCUUCCCUUUUCUCUCUCUGACUGAACCCUUUUUCUGUAAUAAAAAGUCGUAUCGGCGGCUUUUUUGCGAUCCACUUUGUUUGUUAUUUGCUAUUAUUUCUGUGUGUUUUCCUUCUUUUCCUGCUAUUAAAUCUCCUCACUCAUCUACACUCUCUCACACCCAUUCCCUUCUCAUGAUUCCAUCUUCACCCAUUGUUUUCUAUACCAAAAUACGGCACUACUCCUUUCUCACACUUCAAUUCUUUGGACUGACCAAUGUUAUGAGCGUUUUGUGGGUUUGAUUUGAUCUGCUGCCCUCCAAGAUUUGUUGUUGUUGUUGUUUUUUUUUUUCCCUUUCUAUUGAUUGGAGAUUCUGGUGGUGUGAGGGUUAUGCUGAUUGGGUUUUGAUUCUUCUCUGAUUCAUUUACUCGGUAUUGGGUUUCUUUAAGCAAAUCAAUCCUGUUCAGAGCUAUGUAGGAUUUCUUUUUUGUAUGGGGAGAAUUGUGAAAAGGGCAUUCUUUUUCUCAUAGAUCUGCUCUUUUUGGCUCCGUAGUGUGUAACCCUUUUUGGCCUUUACACAUUAUUAUUAUUAUUGUUAUUAUUAUUAUUAUUAUUUAAACGAAAAGGAGGAGGGCAUAUGUAGUGUAUAUUGCUGCAAUUGUUUUUUAUUGGGCGCUGUUAAUUGUGAGGGGUGCUGAAAGUUCACUUCUGUUAUAGGUUGGGAAGCUUGUUAUCAUAUACUUGUUCUGAGGAGAAGAGAGAUUUUGCUUAUUGCAAAGGUGUUCUUUCUUGAUUAUUUGGGUAUUUUGAUUGUUGAAUGCAAAAGUGUUGUUGGUACAUCAUUCUUGGGAAACUGGGAGCUAUAUAUACUGAAAUAUCAACUUCUUUUAUUUUUCACCGAGAAUUUCAUCUAGUAAUGGAGGAGUAAGUUCUGUGGGUUGAUUAGAGGAUUUCAAAGCACCGAAAUACCUCUCAGCAGGAUUUUCAUUGGAUUUUCGUGACGGAUCCAAAUACGGAGAAUCAGGGGUGUGACUGUCUGUCUGGUCUGGAGUGCAUAUUGAAUAUAAUCCGGGCCCUGAGAAUGGGUUCCUGCUUGUCCGGAGAAAGCAGGAGCCCUGGGCCCGGUUCUCCAAAUGGGGUUGGAAAGAGGAAGGGCUCCAGAAGGAGGCUGGGCUCCCGGAGUUCCUCCUUCGACUUCAGGAGGGAGGAACAUCUGCAUAGGACUCCCGGGCGGAUGUUCUUGAAUGGUUGCAGUGAGAUUGCUUCCCUCUAUACACAGCAAGGCAAGAAAGGGACCAAUCAAGAUGCCAUGAUUGUUUGGGAGAACUUUGGUUCGAGAACAGACACAGUCUUCUGUGGGGUUUUCGAUGGUCAUGGUCCUUAUGGUCAUCUGGUCGCCAAGCGAGUUAGAGAUUCUCUUCCUCUGAAGCUGAGUGCACACUGGGAAGUCAAUAUAAAGAGUGAUGAGGUUCUUAGGGAGGUCAGUUUAAACACUACAGGUGGUUUGUACUCUGAAGAUACUUCCCUCUUAUCUGCCGACGAUGAAGCUAGAGCUUCCGUUGAUGCUGAAGAAACGGGAAAGCAGCCAGACGUCUUCCAGACACUGAAGGAGUCUUUUCUGAAGGCUUUUAAGGCCAUGGACAGGGAGUUGAGAAUGUAUGCAAAUAUUGAUUGCUUUUGCAGUGGAACAACUGCUGUGACUCUGGUCAAACAGGGUCAAGAUCUUGUGAUUGGAAAUGUUGGGGACUCAAGAGCUGUAUUAGCUACAAGAGACGAAAAUAAUCUACUGACUGCAGUUCAAUUGACUGUGGAUCUCAAACCCAACCUUCCAGCGGAAGCAGAGAGGAUCCGCAAAUGUAAAGGACGUGUCUUUGCCCUUCACGAUGAACCGGAGGUUGCAAGAGUUUGGCUACCAAACAAUGACUCCCCUGGUCUUGCUAUGGCGCGUGCAUUUGGUGAUUUCUGUCUCAAGGAGUUUGGACUUAUCUCUGUGCCUGAAAUUUCCUAUAGAUGCAUAACUGAUAAGGAUGAGUUCAUUGUCCUAGCCACAGAUGGGAUUUGGGAUGUACUAUCGAACAAGGAAGUGGUGGAGGUUGUGGGUUCUUGCCGGGCACGUUCAAAUGCAGCUCGGACCCUAGUUGAGUCAGCAGUCAGGGCUUGGAAGACCAAGUAUCCAACUUCCAAAGUUGAUGAUUGUGCUGUGGUUUGCCUUUUCCUUGACUCAAAUGAGUCUGCUGCUUCUACCGAUAAAUCCAAAGAGAAUAUCCCUUCACCUGAACAGGAUGAUGCCUCCAGGAAAGACGAUCUUCCUGGUCCGAUUGGAUUGAGCCAUUCUGGCGUUGUUGGAGCUGGAGAUGACGAUCUUCCUGGUCCUAUUGGAGGAGAGAAUGAAGAUGUUUCAGAAGCUAAUGAGGAAGUGGAUGAUGAAGUGAUACAUUCUGAAGGUGGGCAAGAAUGGUCCGCCCUUGAAGGAGUGUCCCGCGUGAACACACUCUUGACCUUGCCAAGGUUUGUACCUGGGAAAGAAGACGAGAAAGCUGCAGCAGAGAGAAAGGUUAGGAAAUAGAGACCAAGUAUAUGCAUUGCAUUUAUAUUGAAGUUGUUACAAUUCUUUUCUGUUUCCCUAAAUCGAUUUUUCAUUCUUUCGGAGAAAGAAGGGAAAAAUCUCGGUAGAUCUAAGGCCAUAUAUGUGUUUCUUGUGGAUGGGGGAGGUGGACCCGGAUAAUAUUAGAGCGUCUGGGGAUCGUCCUUUCAUUCUGUCUGUCAAUGCCGUGGAUAGAAUUGGAGUUUUGUAGCAUUCAGCUCUCCCUAUUUUCCUUCUUUCCAACAGUGUUAAAUUUGUGUGGUCUGUUUGUAUCUGCAGCUGAGGCUGGUAAUAAUUGUGGUAUUGCAGCUUCUUUAAAUUCAACUGAUCAAUUGAUUGAGACCUAAUUUCUACUUUGUGUCUUUGGUUUCUGCAACUUGUAGAUUUUUAUUGCUGA
Molecule: messenger RNA, 2985 nt
Organism: Sesamum indicum (sesame)
Lineage: Eukaryota; Viridiplantae; Streptophyta; Magnoliopsida; Lamiales; Pedaliaceae
Product: putative protein phosphatase 2C 33
Biological process (GO): protein dephosphorylation
Molecular function (GO): protein serine/threonine phosphatase activity
Source: RefSeq, a predicted model, not a curated record